This is a messenger RNA of Cylindrotheca closterium, 1599 nucleotides long. The record is from the annotation of a GenBank genome assembly. NCBI's taxonomy places the organism in Eukaryota, Bacillariophyta, Bacillariophyceae, Bacillariales, Bacillariaceae.
AUGGACACUUCGCCAUCUGCUACCAGCGCCCGCAAUUCGAUUGCUUCUUAUGGCUUUCUUGGUGGCUCGCCUUCCAAAGAAAGUACACAGAGGAUGAAUUUUGAAGACCACAAUCAGAGCUACAGCAGCUCAAUGAGCUUGGAGACCCUGAAAGACGUGGACGGUGAGGAUUUUCGUAAGGUAGCAUCGGACAAAGAGUUUUCCAAGGAGCCAGAAACAGUACAAGAAGAGGCUGCUAGCGAUGAGGUUGUUCGUGAGGACAGAAGUACAUCUUUAGGCGAAGAAGAAGAUCUUCGAGGUGCUGCAAUUGUCUCUGAAGAAAAGACGGAAGAUCAUGAAACUGCCUCUUUGCAUUAUUCAAGUGAUGCUGUUGAUGCCACUGAUACUGCUGGUACUGCUGAUACUCCUCAUGUCGAACGUGCAGAAAUGCAAUCAGAGCGAGCCGAAGAGAGCAUUGGUGAAUCAUCCUCAGAGCCAGAGCAGACUAGAAGGGCUGUUGCUUUCAAUGAGAAGGAAAAUCAGCAUAUAUUCAACACUGGCAUUACCCCAACGAAAGUGACACAAUUGGACCCGGAACAGAUUCAGAUUCGCAGAAGCUUUUCGGAUGGUGUCAUUGACAAUACCACCCUGGAGUACGUCCCAAUACGCUUAAAGUGUGGUAUAAACGUCAUGUGUGCUCCCCAAGUGCUUUCGGCGUCUCCGUUGGUUUUGAGAUGUCUACAAACGGAUGCCCAACGUUUGUUUACGAUACUACCCAGAUCGGUGCACGAUCUGUUACGGCGGACCAAGAUAUGGGUGAAUGCAUCCUACUCUUAUGGUUCCUUUGAUGAUCCCCAGAUACUACGGCAUUCCACGGCGCAUCACAGCGACGAGUGGCUGGUUAACAUUGCCAAGGAUAUACCUGAAAAGGCCUGCAGUAUUGAAAUUUAUGACUGCAGAUAUUAUGAACGGAUGCGAUUGCACUGGAAUGGGGCCGGUCUGUUGCUGCACGAGUUUUGCCAUCUGGUUCAUCAAUUCUGUCUUGGAUUGGAUAAUUCCAAAGUUAUGGAACUCUACCUAAAGGCGGAUUGCUCGGGGAAAUACAAUGAAACGCCGCGACGAGACUGGGCGGGAUGCGACAAGACUCACGAUAUGGCAUAUGCACUGGUGGAUCAAAAGGAGUUCUUCUCCGAAAUGUCUGUAAGCUACCUUAGCACUGGAUACCGGCAUUUGAACAAGGCUGAUAGUAGCGUGCUGGAAACUUGCUGUCCACCGAUCCUACUGCCAGAUGUCUUUGACAGAGUGCUGCGUCAACAUGGAAUCGACGACCCUCUGGAGCGGCCAGAAGACUCCAUGUGUUACAUCCUCAACUACGCCCAGCGGCGGCAUCCAAAACCAAAACUAGAAAUUGCAGAUCCCAUCUUUCGGGAACGAGCCAUUGCAACAAACUGUCGGAAGAUUCCAAUAUGCAACAAAUUCUACCCUUUCACUCGUGGACAAUUGAAACAUUAUGAUCCUUCCCUCUGCCACGCCAUGGGGGGCUUGUGGAAAGAAAUCGCUCGCUGGAAGGAUCCCGAGGCAGAGUCGUCUUCCAUAUGCGCAUUUCCAACUCUUUUUUAG